Messenger RNA from Diospyros lotus (date-plum), 3567 nucleotides. Its product is annotated as protein unc-13 homolog. The transcript has 27 exons. The record is from RefSeq and is a predicted model, not a curated record. The coding region runs from base 150 to 3479 and encodes 1109 amino acids. Lineage: Eukaryota; Viridiplantae; Streptophyta; Magnoliopsida; Ericales; Ebenaceae.
UUUACAUCACCGUCCUGCUGCUCUCUCUCUCUCUCUCUCUCUCUCUCUCUCUCUCUGUGGAAAGAGGAACUGGAACCGGAAGCUUCGGCUAGAGCUAGGCGGUGAAGCGUGCUUCAGAUUCCCUGCUACCUCGCAAGCCUUCAGAUAGCAUGGAAGAGGAGAAUGCAGUUGAGCUUCUUCAACGAUACAGACGGGAUAGACGCAUACUACUUGAUUUCAUACUUUCUGGCAGCUUAAUUAAGAAAGUUCAAAUGCCUCCUGGAGCUGUUUCUUUAGAUGACGUGGAUCUAGAUCAAGUCAGUGUGGAUUAUGUACUUGGCAGUGCCAAGAGAGGUGGAAUGCUUGAACUAUCAGAAGCUAUCAGAGACUAUCACGAUAAAACUCUGUUUCCGCAGAUGAAUAAUAUGGGUUCUGCAGAUGAGUUCUUUUUGGCCACAAAUCCUGAAUCUUCUGGUUCACCACCAAAGCGGGCACCACCGCCUAUCCCUGUCUUUACAGCAUCACCCAUUGUGCCUAGUCUUUUAAAUUCAGAGUCUCUUAGCUCCGUACCGGUCGAAGAUUCUCUUGGUUCUAUGCAUGCAGAAGAGUCCCGUAACUCAACACAAGUGCAAGAUCUAUCUGUAGAUGAUAUUGAUGAUUUUGAGGAUGAUGACGGUUUAGAAGAAGUUGAGAGCUGCAUGAAAUCAAGAAGGGUUCUAAAUGAUGCCUCUGAUCUUGUGCUGGGAUUGCCUUCAUUUGCAACAGGUCUCAGCAAAGAUGAUCUUCGUGAAACUGCAUAUGAAAUUCUCUUGGCUGCUGCAGGUGCUGCAGGGGGGCUCAUCAUUCCAACUAAGGAAAAAAAGAAAGAGAAAAAAUCCAGAUUUAUGAGGAAGCUUGGACGUAGUAAGGGCGAAAAUGUUGUCAACCAGUCACAACACACACCCGGACUAGUUGGUUUAUUAGAGACUAUGCGUGUACAGAUGGAGAUUUCUGAAGCAAUGGACAUUAGAACGAGACAGGGGCUGCUCAAUAGUCUGGUGGGAAAAGUAGGAAAAAGAAUGGAUACUCUUUUGGUCCCUCUGGAAUUGCUUUGCUGCAUUUCACGUACAGACUUUCCAGACAAGAAAGCCUAUAUACGGUGGCUAAAAAGACAAUUAAACAUGUUGGAGGAGGGGCUAAUAAAUCACCCUGCUGUUGGUUUUGGUGAAUCUGGGCGCAAGGCAAGUGAAGUGAGGAUCCUUUUGGCAAAGAUAGAGGAAUCCGAGUCCCUUCCGUCUUCUACGGGUGAACUCCAACGCACAGAAUGCUUAAGAUCUCUCAGAGAAGUUGCCAUUCCACUUGCAGAAAGGCCAGCACGAGGUGACAUAACUGGUGAAAUAUGCCAUUGGGCAGAUGGCUAUCACCUAAAUGUUAGACUAUAUGAGAAACUGCUCCUUAGUGUGUUUGAUGUUCUAGAUGAGGGAAAACUUAUAGAGGAAGUAGAGGAAAUUCUUGAGCUUCUGAAGUCAACAUGGCGUAUUCUGGGAAUCACAGAGACCAUCCACUAUACCUGUUAUGCUUGGGUGUUAUUUCGCCAGUUUGUCAUCACAAGUGAGCAAGGAAUCUUGCAGCAUGCAAUUGAACAGCUACAUAAAAUACCUCUGAAGGAACAAAGGGGCCCACAAGAACGUUUACACUUAAAAAGCUUGCUUUCUAGAAUUGAAAGAGAAGAAGGGGCUCGAGAAGUUGCAUUCCUACAGUCCUUUUUAUCACCUAUUAAAAAAUGGGCUGAUAAGCAGCUGGGAGACUAUCAUCUGCGCUUUGCUGAGGGGUUAGCAUUGAUGGAAGAUAUUUUAACUGUUUCCAUGCUUUCUCGGAGGUUGCUUCUUGAAGAGACUGAAAUGGCACUUCAGUCUGUUACAGACAGAGAUCAGAUAGAGACAUAUAUAUCUGUAUCCAUUAGGAAUGCAUUCACAAGGAGUUUACAGGAGGUUGAAGCAACAGCUGAUGCAACAAAUGAGCACCCUUUGGCUUUACUUGCCGAACAGACGAAGAAACUUUUGAAGAAAGAUGCAACCAUGUUCAUGCCAAUCUUAUCUCAGAGGCAUCCACAAGCAACUCUUGUUUCAUCAUCUCUUCUCCACAAACUUUAUGGGAUCAAGCUGAAACCAUUUGUCGAUGGUGCUGAGCAUCUUACUGAGGAUGUUGUAUCAGUAUUUCCAGCAGCUGAUAGCCUUGAGCAGUAUGUAUUGACACUUAUUACUUCUACUUGUGAAGAGGGAUCUGCGGAGGCCCAUGUUAAGAGACUAACUCUAUACAAGAUUGAAACUGUAUCUGGAACACUGGUUCUGCGCUGGGUCAAUUCACAGCUUGGAAGAAUUUUAGGUUGGGUUGAACGGGCUAUUCAACAGGAGCGGUGGGAGCCAGUAUCACUUCAGCAGCGACAUGGGAGUUCAAUUGUUGAAGUUUACAGGAUUGUUGAAGAGACAGUUGAUCAAUUCUUUGCUCUUAAGGUUCCAAUGAGGUUGAGUGAAUUGAGUAGCAUGUUUCGUGGCAUUGACAAUGCAUUUCAAGUGUACACAAGGCACAUUGUUGAUAAAUUAGCUAACAAAGAAGAUCUCGUUCCACCUGUUCCUGUCCUCACAAGAUACAGAAAGGAAGUUGGAAUUAAGGCUUUCGUAAAGAAGGAACUAAUUGACACAAAGCUACCUGAUGUGAAAAGAUCUACUGAAAUUAAUAUUCUGACUACACCAACACUCUGCGUUCAGUUAAAUACACUCUAUUAUGCUAUAAGUCAACUAAACAAGUUGGAAGAUAGCAUUUGGGAGCGAUGGACAAGGAAAAAGCCACAAGAUAAGUCAGUCAACAGGUAUAUUGACGAGAAUUCAAGAAGUUCCAAGAAAAAGGACACAUUUGAUGGAAGCAGAAAAGAUAUUAAUGCAGCUAUGGAUCGUUUCUGUGAGUUUAUUGGAACUAAGAUUGUUUUCUGGGAUCUAAGGGAGGUUUUCAUUGAAAACCUUUAUAAGCCAAGUGUUUCUCAGUCCAGGAUAGAAGGGCUCAUUGAACCUCUUGAUAUGGCAUUAAAUCAACUAUGUGAUAUCAUUGUUGAACCACUCAGGGACCGGAUUGUCACAGGGCUCCUUCAAGCAUCAUUGGAUGGAUUACUCCGAGUUAUACUAGAUGGAGGCCAAUCACGUGUCUUUUCCACAGCCGAUGCUAAACUAUUGGAAGAAGAUCUGGAAGUACUAAAGGAGUUCUUUAUUUCUGGAGGAGAUGGGCUUCCUCGUGGAGUAGUUGAAAAUCAAGUAGCACGAGUCCGGCAAGUGGUGAAGUUGCAUGGCCAUGAGACAAGGGAGUUGAUUGAGGACCUGAAAUCUUCUAGCGGAUUAGAAAUGCAGGGCAGUAAAACCAGACUGGGUGCCGAUGUGCAGACCCUUCUGAGGAUAUUAUGUCACAGGAGUGACUCUGAGGCGUCUCAGUUCCUCAAGAAACAGUACAAGAUACCCAAAUCUGCUGCUUAAUUAGCAUAGCAUAAUAAUCUGACAAUGGAAGAUGUACAACACAACUAACAAGUUGCUGUUCAUUUGUUCUUUUUUACUUAUGAAGUGA